Puccinia triticina is the source of this 834-nucleotide messenger RNA. RefSeq lists its product as uncharacterized. The record is from RefSeq and is a predicted model, not a curated record. The transcript has a single exon. Bases 1 to 834 code for a protein of 277 amino acids. Lineage: Eukaryota; Fungi; Basidiomycota; Pucciniomycetes; Pucciniales; Pucciniaceae.
AUGAGGAACAACUUCUUCCUUCUAUCAAUUUGGUUGGCGUUUCUCGUUGCGAAGAACAAGAGUAGUGAAUUAGAGGCUGUCGUUUCUGGACGGAGAACAGAGGUUCCUGAAUAUGAUUUCUCAUCGUUCUUCAACCUCGGCGAUCAUUCGACCCAGGUUGCUGAACACGCGGCGGGUACCUCCCACUACGCGGCUACCGCGGGCCAACCUUCAAAUCUCCCUCCGGUAGUCUGGAAGCAACGCGAAUAUGGUGAAUUGACGAGACUGAAACCGGAUGUCUUGACCACGACCAAGAUCCUCGGCGAUCAUUCGACCCAGGUUGCUGAACACGCGGCGGGUACCUCCCACAACGGGGCUAUCGCGGGCCAACCUUCGGGACCCCCUCCGGUAGUCUGGAAGACACCCGAAUAUGGUGAAUUGAAGAGACUCGAGCCGACUGUCAUGAUCACGACCAAGAUCCAUGCCAAAGGAGGGGUGACGGCCAAUAACCAAGAAAAACAUAUCAGUCUUCGCUUGGAGAAGGAGGGUGACUGGAAAAAUUUCGAACGGUCGAGAUCGAUCAAAAUGUUGAACCUAUCCAAAACUCAUUCAGUCAUCUAUUGCAUAUAUGAUCCCCAUGCUCGUCAAUUAUCUCAUAAAAGAACUAUCGGCCCCGAUCUAGGUGAAAGGAUUUCAAUCAAUAUCGACAAGAGGGGAACGACCAUUGAAUUACGAGCCUGGGAGGGCUGCCAGCAGGCUUUACCGGACGGAGGAGCUGACGGGGCAAAAGAAAAAGAAAAAAAGAGAAAAAAACCUGCGGCUACGCAACUUUGGCUCCUCAACCGUCAAUUUUAA